Molecule: messenger RNA, 3222 nt
Organism: Lytechinus pictus (painted urchin)
Lineage: Eukaryota; Metazoa; Echinodermata; Echinoidea; Temnopleuroida; Toxopneustidae
Exons: 2
Coding region: 181-1842 (553 amino acids)
Biological process (GO): protein ubiquitination
Cellular component (GO): cytoplasm
Molecular function (GO): ubiquitin protein ligase activity; zinc ion binding
Source: RefSeq, a predicted model, not a curated record
ACUCAUCAAGGGGCAACACAGUCUGCGGAGGCCGAGGCCGAGUGGAAGAGACAUCGCUAGCUGCGGAGGCCAGGAACUGGACCGACCACCAGGGCCGAGUGGGGCAUGUCAGGCCAGAUGAGAUGAUGGGGGCUAGUGUCAACGAUUACCGUAGGCUACUGUCCCUAUUUUAUCUUCGUCAUGGCGUCUAAGUUCCCAAAAAAGAAGGGUGGAGAGGACGAGCUUCGUACAAGGAAAGGUCAUGACAUGAAAUGGUCAUGUGACAAGCAUGGUGAGCCAAUCAAAUUUUACUGUAAGAAACACAAAAUUCCUAUUUGUCAUCCAUGCGCUACCAAAGAUCACAGUCAAAAACCAUGUCAGCUAGACGACAUCGAGGAUGUCAUCUUCGAAAGGAGGAGACAGCUUGAUGAAAAACGGCCAAAAAUACAGGAACUUCAGAAACAAUUGGACGCCCUCAAUGGGAAAAUAAAGACUGUGUCAACGUCUGGAAGUACUCAUCUUCGGAAAAUUAACAACAACAUUCAAGAUUCAUAUCACGACAAGAUCGAAUCUGUUGGAGAAAAGGAGAACAGGAUGAUUAGGGUUAUUAACGAGGAGGCAGAUGAGGAAAUAAGACUCGUAAAUGAGAAGAGAGAAAAACGGAUCAAGGAUUGCAACACCGAGAGAGAAAAUGAGCGACAAAUCAUCAAAGACAAAAAAGCAAAACUUUUAUCAGAUGCAAAGAAAAUCAGCGAAGUUGUUUCUAAGAAGAUCAAAGAUCUUGCUAAUAAGAAUCAGCAUGUAAUAAACACUGUAAAGAACAUUGAAUCAACCAUCAAACGUAUAAACCAACAUGAUGAAACAUUGGUGAAUGAAGCUCCUCAAGUACUUGCAUCUAUUAAUGAAAAUUUAAGUUUGAAUGUUCAUCAAGAUGAUAGCGACUGUCUUGACCGAAUACAGAGUGAAGUUGAUAGAGUGAAGUUUGUAGAGGGGGAAGUAGGUGGAGAAUACUAUGGUAGAAUUGAUGGAUAUAUUGGUAAAUGGGAACUUGUCAAAUCAAUCCACAUUCCAUCGGUUGUUAAUAAGCCGUGGGUGCGUGGUUUAGUCAGUGAUGAUGAGAUAUGUGUGCAAGACGUAGAUAACAAUGACAUGUAUAUUACAAAUAUCAACACUCAACACACAGAGAAAGUCAUUGAUGGAGGUGUGCGUGUUACAUCAUGUGCGCCCAUAGACAGUAACGUAAUUGUAUGUGGUAAGAGGAGAGAAGAUUGCACGGGUGACAGGUUGGAUGGAUGCAUCACUCUCUAUGACAGACAAUGGAAGGUGAUUAGAGACAUCAGCAUACCAGGGAAUGGAGACGAUUAUAAUAGUGUGGAUGUUGAUGUUGACAGGGAUGGGAUGAUCAUCGCUGGUGAGUACUAUCAGUCUAAUAUCUACGUCAUCAAUCCUGCUGAUGAUAAGAUAGUAAACACUAUUACGAUGCAGGGUAAGGAGGUGUGGAAUGAGAUACAAGACUUGUCAUCAGGUGAUAUCGUUGUGAAGACAGGUGAUGAUGAAUUCACUGUCAUCUCACGAUCAGGAGAAGAGAAGACUGUCAUACACUGUGAUGAGUGGGACGUAACACAGUGUCGCGUUGACAAACUGACAGACACACUCUACAUCGCGUACUGGGAUGAAGCGCGUAAUACCAUCGCAGUUGAUCAGGUGUCACGUGAUGGUAUCAUCCAGACAAGGAGGAUCGUGGAAUACGAGCAAUCAGAUCGCACUAAAUUCAUGAGCCCUUAUCUCGUUACUCCUACUGGUAACUUUAUAGGGUGUGAUGGAGACAAACUUCUUAUCUACAAGAAGACAUUCAUCUUGUAAAUCAUCUAGACUAUCAAAGGAAUGAUAUCGGAUUUGUAAGAGAAAUAUAGACCAGAGGUUUGCUUUUACUUUUAUUUUUAUUUCAAUUUACAUCCUUCAAGCUCUAUGUACGUGACUACAUUCAUAUACGCAUGGUCACGGUGUUUAAUGUUGUAUCAAUCCAUAUUAAAUAAAAAGCGGUCGUUAAUUUAUUUAUCUGUCUAGAUUAGGUAUGUAAUGAAUAUCCUCAGAUCCAAAUAAAUAGUUUACUCGUAACAUGAGCAAAAUAAAUACAAAUGUGUUAACGAAUUGCCUACUUGAACCAGAUAGUUACUGUAGAGUCUUUCAAAUGACCGAGUUCAGUAUUAAAGGGGAAUGAAUUCUUUGGAAUAGGUAGGCUUUGGUCGAAACAGAAAAGUAAAAAAAAAACAGAUCAACGAAAGUUUUAGAAAAAUGGGACAAGCAAUGAGAAAGUUUUGAGCAUUCGAAUAUUGCAAUCCUCCAAUUGGCAAUGCAACAAGGAUUUGUGAUGAACAAAUUUCCCUUUGAUGGACUAUAAAAUACCCCAAAAUGUAUCUCGUUGCUCUUUCUUAUGGUGAUACAAACUCUUUAUCCAUGAUUUAAAAAUCUGUAUUACAAGCCCUCCUAUAGAAAGAACACGUGAUCUAGUGAUACAUGUGAUAAAAGAGGUAAUUUAAGUGAAAUAUAUACUAAAGUCAUGGGGAGAGUUGCUGAUUACUAUAUAAUUGUUUCCCCAUAUGACAUUAUCAUCUUUCACAUUGGCUACCUGACUAGAUAAUCUAAAGUAACAAUCAUAUGGAAAUGAAACAAAAAUAGUAAUGAUAGUUAUUUGUACUGACGUAAUGUAAUGAUGUGUGUGCGCCCACUACGUUAAGUAAUGUUCAUCAACAUCAUGAAAUUAUGUCAAAUUAAUUUCAUUAUAAAGAUCAUAUGAAAAUAAAAACAUCCGAUAGUUGAUCGUACCGCGCUGUAAAUAAAUAAAGCAGGAACAUAUAUAUCAGACAGAAUUAGAUAAUUUGUCAAAUAUCUGCCCAUAAUGUAGCUUUUGUUCGUGGUUUCAUGUUAAUAACUCAAUUCAAUUCAUUUGUUUAUUUCGUUUCUAUUUUAAAUUGUGUUUAGUGUGUAAACUGGAAGUCUAUUCCAGAGGCAUUAGCUAAAGUGAAUAUUUUUUAGAUGAAAAUGGUUGUAUUCUUCUGAUCAUAAUUGAUUCAAAUUGUGUGGUUAUUCGUAUACAUCUACCCCCCCCCCCCCCCAUCUCUCUUUUAACCCCUAAAUUACCCCCUUGUACUGUGUAAUACGACACGGAUAUCCAUGUUGCUGCAAUAAGUUGUAUAUAAAUCGUUAUUGUCUAGGGUGUGUUGUUUUAAGGUAGGAGUAUAU